Vollenhovia emeryi is the source of this 2150-nucleotide messenger RNA. It is a transcript of the gene MTPAP, whose product is annotated as poly(A) RNA polymerase, mitochondrial. The record is from RefSeq and is a predicted model, not a curated record. Gene Ontology annotation, biological process: mitochondrial mRNA polyadenylation. The transcript is spliced from 7 exons. Lineage: Eukaryota; Metazoa; Arthropoda; Insecta; Hymenoptera; Formicidae. Gene Ontology annotation, molecular function: poly(A) RNA polymerase activity. Bases 85 to 1821 code for a protein of 578 amino acids.
AAAGCCAACUAGCAGUCCAUCAUGAUUAUAUAGUCAAAGGUACGUACACGUGCGCGGCACACGGGGCUAUGCGCUCAUUUAAAAAUGGCGCUCUUUAGCCGUGCCAGUUUGAAUGCCUUUUCGUGGUUAAAUCGUUGUUAUUGCAAAAAGUUCAUGUUAGGCACGAGUAGAUUAAGGUCACGCAGUCACGUCUCGGUGUUGUCAACCAACGUACAACACAGGGACAAUAAGCAAAGUGGAGAAACGACGCUCGAGACAGAAAUCACCAGGAGAAGAAGUCAGGCAUGUCGAAGCUUAUUGAUACAAGUACACUCGUCGAAAUCGCACAACGAUCUUUACAACUAUUGCUCGCAGUUUGGACGCAUCUUGAGUAUGCAUCACUACCAAAUAAAUAAUCGGCAUAACUAUAUCUUAAUCGAGUUUCAAGAUGUAAGGGCGAUAAAUGAAGCUAUGUCGUUUGCUUCCUUUGCAAACGAGGACCUCGCUGCUCCCGUGAAAUCGUCGGUAUUGUGGUUCCGUAAAGGACAAGGUGUCGCUCAACAGAGAAAUAACCAGAAGAGGGUAUCCCUGUCUGUAGACCAUGGUUGUUCGUUGCCCAGCGACCGGGAGAUCGCAAAGCUGUUAUGUAACGCGAAAUCGACAUCGGCGCAGAUGAUAGUCCUCUAUGAGGCACUGAAACUGACGGACCUGGAAGUAAGACUGAGAUUUCACACCGCUCACCACUUGGAGCAAUACUUCUCUAGGCUGUUUCAGAACAUGAAAGUUCUGCCGUUCGGCUCCUCCAUAAAUGGUUUCGGGAGGAAAAGGUGUGACCUUGAUUUAGUUCUUGUUCCCGAUAACAGUGAAGAACGCAAAGCGGCGAGUAGAUUGGUAUUUCACUCCAAGUCUAUGGAGUAUAAAGAUAGGAACGAGACGAAGCAGUUUUUGGCGAUACUCGCCAACACCAUGCAGUACUUCAUCCCCGGAGUUCUCAAUGUAAGGAAGAUUCUGGAGGCUCGAGUGCCUAUAAUUAAAUUCCACUACGACUACACGCACACUGAAUGUGACUUAAGUGCGACAAACAUGACCGCCAUAUAUAUGACCGAAUUAUUAAAUUUGUACGGCGAGAUAGAUUGGCGGGUGAGGCCGCUCGUUAUAGCAAUACGGGUAUGGGCCAAGUGUCAGAAUAUAACGUCCGACGCACCAGGGCAAUGGAUAACGAACUUCCCUCUUACGUUGCUGGUGCUGUUCUACUUGCAACAGAAAAAGAUAUUGCCGUCCUUGAAAACGUUAAAGAUGCAUGCCACGCGCACCGACAUUCGUUGCACGAACAACGGCAUCGAUUGCACCUUCCUGCGGGAUAUUAACAAAUUGCCAAUCGAUUACAAGUACAAGCCGAAUCAGGACAGUCUGGAGACGCUUCUGCACGGUUUCUUCGAGUAUUACUCGACGUUCGACUUUCAGACGAAAGGGAUAUGCAUCCGCGAGGGUGUGGAGAUACGAAAACCGUCGCGCUCGCCGCUCCACAUCACCAAUCCCUUGGAAACGACGUUGAACGUCUGCAAAAAUGUGACCCCCCACGAGGUGAAUCAUAUAAUUACCAAAUCGCACGACGCGAUCUACACACUGGAGACUGCCGACAAAUCCAAUAGCAUCAACUGGGGUAUCAUGGCCUUGUUGAAAAUACAUAAUGAUACGAUAAACCUGAACAAAUUGAACGGCAUGGAAGAAAAAGCCAUGAAAGAAUACUCGGAGAAUCAUUCCUACGGAGUUUCUGACAAGCUCGAAGUUAACGAGGACAAUAUCGACGAAGCAAAAACGCAGAAGACGGAAACAGUAUGAUACCCGAGCGAGUAGCAAAUAUAUGUACACUUUCAUCUCUGCAGAAAUACAUACGCCGUGUAUAUUUCUGCGCGAAACCCUUUCCGUUUCAUAUCAAUGAUUUGGUAUAAAAUGACAGUGUAGAAUGAAACGGAGUUUUUCUAUAGCGGAGGUGCCAGAAAGCUCAGAGAUGUUUUACUUGAAGAAGAAGAGAAACAAACGACAGAGAGAAACUUUUAUUGCGGUCGAUCGUGUACUGUACUAUAAUAUGUGAAAACAGAAGGGAAAUGUACAUAAAAUCGACGACUUAAAUCAAUUAAUAUUAGCCUUAAAUAAAUACGUGUAAAGUA